Messenger RNA from Kickxella alabastrina, 1908 nucleotides. Its product is annotated as chaperone protein htpG. Gene Ontology annotation, cellular component: mitochondrial inner membrane. Gene Ontology annotation, biological process: protein folding. Gene Ontology annotation, molecular function: ATP-dependent protein folding chaperone; protein kinase binding; ATP hydrolysis activity. The record is from RefSeq and is a predicted model, not a curated record. NCBI's taxonomy places the organism in Eukaryota, Fungi, Kickxellomycota, Kickxellomycetes, Kickxellales, Kickxellaceae. Bases 1 to 1908 code for a protein of 635 amino acids. The transcript has a single exon.
AUGCGCUGCUACUCCACAGAGUCGUCGUCGCUGGCUGCAGAGAAGCAUGAGUUUAAGGCAGAGACUAAGAAGCUGCUGCACAUUGUGGCUCACUCGCUGUACUCGCAGCGCGAAGUAUUUGUGCGCGAGCUCAUCUCUAACUCGUCUGACGCGCUGGAGAAGCUUCGCCAUCUGCAGGCCACAUCGCAGGAUGUGAACACUGAUAAGCCGCUCGAGGUCAACAUUGAAGUGGACUCGGAUAACAAGACGAUCACGUUCUAUGACUCGGGAAUUGGCAUGUCGGCAGAUGAGCUCAAGGAAAACCUGGGCACAAUCGCGCGCUCUGGGUCCAAGGCGUACAUCGAGAAGAUGCAGGACGGUGCGGAUACCAAGGACAUGGCCAGCACUAUUGUCGGCCAGUUUGGCGUUGGCUUCUACUCGGCCUUCAUGGUUGGCGACAAGAUCACCGUGUAUACGCGCUCAGCCAAUCCGGGGAGCGAGGGCUACUGCUGGGAGUCUGAUGGCCUGGGAUCGUACACGCUGUCAAAGGCCGAUAAUGUGGAUGUCGGCACCAAGAUCGUCAUUAACAUCAAGGAUGACGCCAAGGAGUACCUCGAGAAGGGCAAGCUGGAUCAGAUUAUCAAAAAGUACAGCAACUUUGUCGGAUUCCCGAUCACAGUCAACGGCGAAAAGGUCAACACCGUCGAGGCCCUGUGGACCAAGGACAAGAACUCGAUCACUGAGGACGAGCAUACCGAUUUCUACCGCUUUGUGUCCCGCGCAUGGGACGAGCCCAUGUACAACCUCGUGUACAAAGCUGACGGACCGCUGUCCAUUCGCAGCAUCCUGUAUGCGCCGACAAAAAACCCCGAGGACAUGGGGUUUGACCGCAUCAAGCCGGGAGUCAGCCUGUACUCUCGCAAGGUGCUGAUCAUGCCCAACGCCGAGGGCCUGCUUCCCGAGUGGCUACGCUUCGUCCAGGGUGUUGUGGACUCCGAGGAUCUGCCACUGAACCUGUCGCGCGAGCUGCUGCAGAACGGGCCCAUCAUUCAGCGCCUAAAGUCUAUCAUCACGUCCCGCAUCAUCAAGUGGCUCCAGGAGGAGUCGAACCGGGACGCGGAAAAGUACGCAAAGUUCUUCCAGACCUUUGCUGUCUUCAUCAAGGAGGGCGUGUGUCAGGACAUGGCCAACCAGGCCGAAAUAUCCAAGCUGCUGCGCUUCGAGACGUCGAACAAGGACGCUGGCCAGCUGAUCUCGCUGGGCGAGUACGUCGAAUCGAUGCCCAGCGACCAGGAGCACAUCUACUACUUCUGCACGCCGAACCGCGAGUUUGGCAUCGACAGCCCGUACUACGAGCCGUUCAAGAAGCACGGCGCCAACGUCCUAUUUUUGCACCACGCUCUGGAUGAGUUUGUCAUGGGCCGGCUGGCCACGUUUGAGGGUAAGCGCCUGGUCUCCGUCGACUCGGAGGAUGCUGGCAAGGUGCUGAAAAAGUGGAACGAUGCUGAUCAGGCUGAGUCCUCGGGCGACUCUGGCGUGGCGCUGACAACCGAGCAGACCGACGAGCUGACAGCCUGGAUGUUGCCCAACCUCGGCACCUCCGUCAAGGAGGUCAAGGUAUCGGAGCGCUUCAUGAGCUACCCUGCCAUUGUGACCGACUUCGACUCGCCGGCCGUGCGCAGGAUGAUGAAAAUGAUGGCCGGAGACAGCAAGCAGUCGAUCCCCAUGUCGCCCUGCACUGUCGAGAUCAACUCCAGCGACCCCAUUAUCAAGGGGCUGUAUGCGCUGAAGGACAAGGACGAGGAUCUGGCGCGUAAGGUCGCACAGCAGCUGCUGGACAACGCGCUCAUUGCUGCCGGCAUCAUGGACGAUCCCCGGUCCAUGAUCAAGCGCCUCAAUGACAUUCUGGUAUCAACUGUCAGCAAGUGA